This is a messenger RNA of Molossus molossus (Pallas's mastiff bat), 2643 nucleotides long. It is a transcript of the gene HS1BP3, whose product is annotated as HCLS1 binding protein 3. The coding region runs from base 21 to 1190 and encodes 389 amino acids. Gene Ontology annotation, molecular function: phosphatidylinositol binding. The transcript has 7 exons. NCBI's taxonomy places the organism in Eukaryota, Metazoa, Chordata, Mammalia, Chiroptera, Molossidae. The record is from RefSeq and is a predicted model, not a curated record.
CCGCCCCAGCCGCGGCCGUCAUGCAGUCCCCACCGGUGCUCGUCACCUCCAGACGAGUGCAGAACGUCCACACAGGCCUCGACCUGGCCGUGCCGCAGCACCAGGAGGUGCGGGGCAAGAUGAUGUCCGGCCACGUGGAGUACCAGAUCCUGGUGGUCACCCGGCUGGCUGCGUUCAAGUUGGCCAAGCACAGGCCCGAGGAUGUGGUCCAGUUCCUGGUCUCCAAAAAGUACAGUGAGAUUGAGGAGCUUUACCAGAAGCUGAGCAGCCGUUACCCAGCGGCCAGCCUCCCUCCGCUCCCCAGGAAGGUCCUGUUCGUCGGGGAGUCUGACAUCCGGGAAAGGAGAGCCGUGUUCAACGAGAUUCUGCGCUGUGUCUCCCAGGACUCUGAGCUGGCCAGCAGCCCAGAGCUGCUAGAAUUCCUAGGUACCAGGUCCCCGGGCGCUGCAGACCUCGCCAGCAGGAAUGUCUCGGUCCUGGACACAGCCAGCCAAGCAGGGGACGAUGGGGAGGCCUUUGACUUCUUCCAGCAGCAGAAAGGAGCGGAGGGACCGCCCACCCCAGGCCAGAAGGAUGAGGAUGCAGGGAAGUCCUCUGAAGAGGAAGAGGCUCUGGACCCUCUGGGCAUCAUGCGCUCCAAGAAGCCCAAACAACGCCCGAGUGUCGCUGUGAAGCCCAGACCCUCGCCCCGGCUCACCCUCUUCGACGAAGAGGAGGACCCUGACGACGGGCUCUUCGGCCCCAGCAGGAAGCUCUCCCCCUGGGGCCCCACAGACGACACAUCCCCCGGGGACCCCCUGAAGUUGUUUGACGAUCCUGACCUUGGUGGGGCCGUGCCCCUGGGUGACCCCUUACUGCUGCCAGCAGCACCUGAGAGCGGAGGGCCCACGCCCCACCGGGGCCACGAGGAGCUGUUCAGAGUUGAAGAGGACUUGGACCAGAUUCUGAACCUGGGGGCCGAGACCAAGCCCCAGCCCCGGCCUAAGCCCAAGCCGCCAGUGGCAGCUAAGCCGGCGCUCCCCAGAAAGCCAGCUGUUCCCCCCAGAGCGGGCCCGCCAGAGGCCGAGGCUGGGCGGCAGCGGCGGCAGCAGCAGCAGCAGCAGCAGGUCCAAGCCAUGGACGAGAUGGACAUCUUGCAGUACAUCCGGGACCACGACGCGCCUGGCCAGGCCACCCCCAGCCUCUUCUGACGCCCCCUCCCGGGGCUGGCCUGGCCAGCGGCCCUGUUCCUCCAUGGGGGCUUGUGGGGAGGUGGACACUGUGCCCUGCAGGCCAGGACUUCGAGUGCCCAGGGAGCGGUGGGGGGAGUCCAGGGCACAGGACCCCUGUACCACCUUGUGGGGUCAUGGAGCCCUGCAGGGUCAGAGGGGUCACUGCAGGAAUUGAGCAGUCGUCUCAGCCUCCUGCACAUGGAGGCAGAGCAGGUGGGGCCCAGGCUGGGCUGAGACGGGGGCCCAGGCGGCUUCGCUCCGGGCAGAGAAGCUCGGUGCCAGCUGUGCCCACCGGCCCUGCCGCCUCAGCACAGGAGGGAGGGUCCGCCAGCCUGGGUGGGGUUGGGGACCAGAGUCUCUGGGCAGCGUGGCUCCUGAGGCCUCUAGGCUCUGGGAGGGUGCCCCAGGAGAGGGGUGCUGAGUGGUGCCUGGGAGAGCCUGGCUGGGUGGGGUGUCACUGAGAUGCCUCCGGUUACCAGGUGCUAAGCAGGGUGCUUCCCCCCGUGUCCCAUUAGAGACGUCGGGCCCAGCCCUGCUCCUCUGGGUGUAGUGGCGUAAGCCCCGGUCUUCCGCUCCUCCUUUCACAGGGCAGACCUGGCCAGCAGACCAUGGCCCGCUCGGGCCCCUGGCCACGCACCAGUGCCUCGCCCCGCAGCUCUGAGCGGGGUGAUCCCGGCUGGCCUGGCGUGGCGUGUCCCUCCUGUUCAGGGUGGGCUUAGGCAGCAUGUUCUCCAGCAGCUGCUCUGAAGGUCUGGUCUGUGCAGAGCUGAUACUGCCAGGCCUUCCCCGUCCUCCGGGUCUGGACUUGCUCACCGGCCUUUCCCAGUGGGAGCCCCCAGGGAGAAGGAGCCUUGUGCCAGGCGGGGCCAGUGCCUUAGACUCCCCCGGACCCCACGCCCAGCACACGGGUCUGGGCCUGGUGCAGUACUCAGGAAAUCUCAGUGAAUGAAUGAUGUUUAAUGGAGCAAAGAAUUCCUUUUUUAUGAUAUAGUCUUCAUGUUCAGACCUAGUUUUUAAUGAAACACAACUUUUUUUUAUGAAAUGCGACCACUCUUGCUUCUUGGCCUGUCCUGCCUGACCAAGGCAGUGGAAGGGGGUUUGGGACGAGGACCCCAGACCUAUCCUGAUUGGUGCCAACAGGCAACCCUGAGGGAGACCCCCUGGCCCGGGCUGGGUGCUUGCUGCCAUCAGAACCUCCAGUCCCGGCCUGCCCCGUGGCGGGGGCACUCGAUCCGAUCUCCUCAGCUGUCCAGUCCUGAAAAGGUUGCCCCUACCCCUGCGCUUGUGCCAGAGUGAGAAACAGGCAGUUCUGGGCCCUGAGAGCUGAACCCCUCCUUCUCUGCCUUACUCAGGCUCCUGGGGCCCGUCUCCCUGGGCCCUGCGCUGGCUCUGGGACAGCCUCAGCCCCGGCUACUAGCACGUGCCAGGCCCA